Molecule: messenger RNA, 1917 nt
Organism: Malaya genurostris
Lineage: Eukaryota; Metazoa; Arthropoda; Insecta; Diptera; Culicidae
Exons: 3
Coding region: 1278-1838 (186 amino acids)
Cellular component (GO): membrane
Source: RefSeq, a predicted model, not a curated record
GUUGUGAUAGUGUUUCAAGAUAAGAUACCUCUUCCGGUGUGUGUUUGUUACUGCUAGUAAACCACCAGUGGUGAAAGCCUAAACAGUCUAAAAUUUUUCACCGCAUCGAAAACAACUGUGUCGGAAGCGAUGACGUCGUUGGAGAAUAAAUUAACUGUUGACCAAACGGAUGAGAUUCGAGUACCUAAAUUCCGAUGCGAAAUAUUGCAAGUUGUGCAAGAUUUUUGUGGAAUAAUGACACUGGUGCUGAUUCAUCCACUUUUCUACCACUACAAAGAUCCUCGUUUUGUCCCGCCGGUCCCUUAUCAAAUCUACGCGUUUCUGUUGUUCAACGUCGUUAUCCUGAGUGAGCUGAUCUUUUGGGAUGAGGCAAGUAGAGGUAAAAUUCACAAACGGUUUGGAUUGACGGUGCAGACUUGGAGUACCCUGGUGCUGUACUACUUUGGCUUCGUGAGCCUGCUAUACUAUUUUGGUUCGUUUAUGCUACUGGUAUUCCAAAUUGGAAUUUACAGCACAGGUGUCAACAUAUUGACUGGAGUGAUGGGCUUAUUGGCCAGUUUUGCGUACGCAUACCAGUGGUGGAAGCAAUACAGUAUGCGUAUGGGAAUCGAGACAUUGUCGGAAGCCAGCAAUGAAAAAGAUACGGGAAGUGACUAAUUUCGUAUAAUGUCUGUGGUUAAAAGUCGUGAUCGUAGGUACAAUAAUGAAUUAUGUUUAGUGAAUAAAUAUGUGCAAAGAACGUCAUACCCGCAAUACAAAAUUUUUAAUAUCAACUUUGAUCCAAACACAAACUCAACGUAGAAUGGUUCUACUCCAUGGAUAUACGAAGUCCUUAAACAUCUGCAGUUUCCUACCGCAAAAAACUUCCGUCAGAUACAGAUCGGACUGUUUUGUUGGCCAAACCCAUGCCAUCUGUCCAAGUGUAGAUAAUCUGUACCAUGCAGUGCUGCCAGUGCGACUUACAGAAAAUGAUUGAUUGCGGAAACGGUGUGCAAUUGAAAAACUAAGAUCAAAAUUAAUCUUUAUAUUAAUGGAAGUUAUUAGGGAACCUGAAUUUUUACAAACUAACCGGAAUUCGAAUGAGCUUAGAAGGGAUGCCAGUUUAUUUGACAACGUAGUAAGGCUGAAGUUGACAUGAAAAAGAAAACCUAUAAAGAUAAUUCCAGAGAUAAGAUAUCAGCAAAGGUUUCUUUGUGGAAUUGUUAGCUAACGCUAGAGUGAAAAUUCUAACAGUUGAAAGUUUUAAGCCAAAACGAAAGUAACUACGUCAAAAAGCGAUGACCGUUACAGUGCCGAUAUCGGAGAAGGAACCGAGCAUCGACAAAGCGGUUCCGAGUGGUGAACCUUGCAAGGAAUGUUCGUGCAACAGAAAGAAAAAGAAUGACUAUCUCUGGUCGAUACGCGGAAUAUUACAAAUCGCGCAAAUUGUUUUUGGAUUGGUGGCACUGAUCCUGAUCCAUCCCCCUAUGUUUUAUUGGAACGGUUCUCAUUAUUUUAUGAUGUUUCCUUAUUAUACCUACUUCUUCCUGACCUUCAAUGCUGUGUUUCUGAGUGAGAUCAUUCUAUGGGAUGAGCUGAGUGAAGGCAAAGUACGCAGGAGACUUGGAUUGGAACGUAUUUGGAGCACUAUGAUACUCUACUAUCUCGGGAUUAUGAGUUUGCUGUACUACUUCGGCUCGUUCGUAUUGUUGGCAUUCAGUAUCCGUUUCGGACAAGAGAACAUUGUUGCCGGAGUGCUAGGGUUGUUGGCUGGCUAUGCAUAUACACACCACUGGUGGUUGCAGUACACGGUUCGGGUGGAAGCAGAGAAAGUUCAGGAGGCUCUUUCAUCAGUGUAGUAUCCGUAAAGAGCGAACUCUGUUCUUGGGAUCCAUUAAUAUUGAACUAUUAUCUUGAAAAUAAAACUGUUACAUAUAA